This is a messenger RNA of Penicillium cataractarum, 336 nucleotides long. RefSeq lists its product as uncharacterized. Lineage: Eukaryota; Fungi; Ascomycota; Eurotiomycetes; Eurotiales; Aspergillaceae. Gene Ontology annotation, molecular function: transmembrane transporter activity. Gene Ontology annotation, biological process: transmembrane transport. The coding region runs from base 1 to 336 and encodes 111 amino acids. The record is from RefSeq and is a predicted model, not a curated record. The transcript has a single exon.
AUGGCAACGAUCGAUUACAUGGUUGCCGCGUACGGGCCGUACUCUGCCUCUGCAACGGGAUGUAAUGGGUUCACUAGAGAUUUCCUCGCUGCUAUUGCGACUAUGUACUCGACUCCGAUGUAUGAGAAUAUUGGGGGCAGGUAUCAUCUUCAGUGGGCUAGUACGUUGCUUGGAUGUGUUGGGUUCCUCAUUUUGAUUCCGAUUUAUGUGUUUUAUUGGAAGGGGCCAGAUAUUCGGGUGAAGAGCAAGUUUGCGCAACAGCUUGAGGCGGAUCGGAUGAGACAUGGUGGUCGUCGAGCGAGUCGGGUGGGUGCUGAUGGGGAUCCGUAUGCGUAG